AUGGUUGAACCACUUGCAAAACGUGCCCGUCGUGUCGACAGCUCUACGAUGUGGGAUUUGAAUGAUGACCGGAUACCUGAAGGGAACUCGGAAUUAGACAGAAGCCCAAGGAGAGAUGAUGGGCGACGCGAUGGCCCGCGCGACGACCGGCGAUACCGCUCCCGUUCAAGAGAUCGAAGAGAAAGACGACGAGAGAGGAGCAGAUCAAGGGACCGACGUGAUCGCGAUCGCGACAGGAGGGAUCGGGAUAGAGACGGUCGGGGAGCACGAGACAGGGAGAGGAGCGUUAGCAGAGACAGAUACGAGAGACGAGGAUACCAAUCAAAAGGAGAGAGACUACGUGAUCGCUCCCGCUCGCCCCGGAAGAACACCAGAGACCGAUCUAGGACGCCGCCUCGAGGACCCAGGACGGACCGUUGGCACGAUCGAAGAGAUCCUCGGUCACAACGGGAUAGGACACCAGCUUCCCACAAGCCGUCGAAGGACGAGAUGGACAUGGACGUCGAUGAGGUGGCCGACGGGGACGAUCUCGAUGAUGUUAUGCGCAAAUACAUGGGCUUCAGCCGAUUCAGGAGUACGAAGAACACCAAGGUUCCCGGAAACGACAUUUAUGGCGUGCGGAAAGAGAAGAAGACAGAGUACAGACAGUACAUGAACCGUUCAGGGGGUUUCAAUCGGCCGCUCAGCCCUUGA
This is a messenger RNA of Aspergillus chevalieri, 693 nucleotides long. RefSeq names its product SNUT3/LISCH7 family protein. NCBI's taxonomy places the organism in Eukaryota, Fungi, Ascomycota, Eurotiomycetes, Eurotiales, Aspergillaceae. The coding region runs from base 1 to 693 and encodes 230 amino acids. Gene Ontology annotation, biological process: RNA splicing. The record is from RefSeq and is a predicted model, not a curated record. Gene Ontology annotation, cellular component: precatalytic spliceosome. The transcript is spliced from 2 exons.